CACCACUUUGAGGUAUAGGUAUGAGAACAUCCCUUGCUGUACCAGAGCCCGCGAAUGCAGCUCGGCUCAGAGUCUCGCCACUUACUGGGUGGCAUACUCGCGUCAUUGUGGUGAGCCUCGACUGAGGCGGCGACCCAGGCCACAGCAUGACUCUGGUCGAGUCACAGCCAGACCAGAACUUAGCGACAUACCCUGCCGGCAGCUCUCAUCAACGCAGUCGUACUACCUUUGAGACACGAAGCCUUCUAACGCCCGGCUGGUGCUGUACGGUGGAGUCUAUUAGUUGGUGCAGAACACCAUGAGCUCAGAACACGCUCGAGUCGCCAACUUUGGCGCAGGUCCAUCCGCCCUGCCCGUGUCCGUCCUCGAGGAGGCUUCGAAGGGGCUCCUCAACUUCCAGGGCACAGGCAUCGGCAUCGCCGAGCUCUCGCACCGCUCGAAGGAGUUCCAGGCAUUCGUGAACAACAUGGAGUCGCUCAUCCGCACGCAGCUCGACGUGCCCCCGACGCACCGCAUCCUCUUCACGCAGGGCGGCGGCUCGAUGCAGUUCUCCGCCGUCGUCCUGAACAUGCUCGCGCGGCACCGCCUGCUGCACCCCGCGCGCACGGCGGAGGAUACCGUCCUAGACUACGUCGUGACCGGCUCGUGGAGCAAGAAGGCUGCGGAGGAGGCGCGGAGGCUCGGCGGGGCGCAGGUGAACGUCGUCGUCGACUCGCGCGCGUUCUCGGAGGGCGGGAAGGCGUUCGACAGUAUCCCGCCGCACGACGCGUUCAAGUUCUCGGAGGACCCCGCGCUGAUAUACUACUGCGAGAACGAGACGGUGGACGGCGUGGAGUUCUCGCACGAGGACGCGUCGCCGGCGUCGUUCCCGUUCCACCUCCUGAGCAAGAGCGGCGGUCUUGUUCCGCUGGUUGCGGACUACUCUUCGUCGUUCAUGUGCCGGCCGAUCCCGCACCUCUCGGACCAUGCUAUCAUCUAUGCUGGGGCUCAGAAGAACAUCGGCCCUGCCGGCCUGACGAUCCUCAUCGUCCGACAAGACUGCAUCGUGGACGUCGACGCUGCCGCCAAGCUUGGUGCGGCCCCCGUCCCGCUCACGAUGUCCUACAAGACCCUCGCGGACUCCGGCAGUCUGUACAACACGCCCUCGGUGCUGCCGAUGUACGUCUCCGGCCUCGUGCUCGAGCGGAUGCAGAGACAUGGCGGCCUGAAGCACUACGAGGAGACGAACAAGCGGAAAGCGGAGAAGGUGUACGAUGUACUCCGGGCAGGGCAGGAGAUGGGCGUCUUCAAGCGCAAGGUGAAGGAGGGUUCGGGGAGCUGGAUGAACGUCGUCUUCGAGGUCGUUGGGCCGGAGGCUGAGAAGGAGUUCCUCGAGGGAGCCGAGCGGGCCGGCAUGAAGGGGCUAAAAGGACACAGAUCUGUCGGAGGCAUCCGAGUAUCAUUGUAUAAUGCUAUCACUGAGCCGGAAGUCGAUCAGUUUGUCGAAUAUGCGAAGCAAUUCAUCGCGCAACACAGCACAUGAUACGUGUCAGUGCGGCCAUCGUGCAACGUUCAACCGUCCUUCAUGUAUCCUUAGACAUCUGUGUCAUCAACUAUGCAUGUUGUCCGUAUAGCAAUCAUUCACGCUGAACAAUUGCGUGGUGAUCGAGUCCGCAGACCCCAUCACUUUGGUGCAAGUAAUUGCUACGUGCCUUCAUCGUCAUCGGGAAGCCGCCGUACGGGGGACGCCGUCACCUCGGAACGGCCCUUAUUGGUAGGUUAUUCUCACCAGCCAAUGUGUGGGAUGCGAGAUGCGAGACACAACUGGCUAUUGAACCGAAUAUCACCAGCUCAUAGACAGAACCCUACAUCUCGCGAAUCUCAUUCCAUAGUAUCCAUACUGUAGCCUGUAAGCACAAUUCUCGACUGUGACCAAUUCUGACAUUCAUCC
Molecule: messenger RNA, 1930 nt
Organism: Fomitopsis serialis
Lineage: Eukaryota; Fungi; Basidiomycota; Agaricomycetes; Polyporales; Fomitopsidaceae
Product: phosphoserine aminotransferase
Exons: 5
Coding region: 299-1522 (407 amino acids)
Biological process (GO): L-serine biosynthetic process
Cellular component (GO): cytoplasm
Molecular function (GO): pyridoxal phosphate binding; O-phospho-L-serine:2-oxoglutarate transaminase activity
Source: RefSeq, a predicted model, not a curated record